GGUGAUAAUCUUAAUUAUCAAUUCAAUUUUAUCCUUAAAUUCUUCUUGUUUAUGCAAUAUCAAAAUUCCAAAUAUCAAAUCCAAUUAGUAUUCAGUGCCACUGAAGUUUAUUUGGUGUUGUGAUCUGUGCUUUGAAAUUUUAAAACGAAGGAAGGGAAUCAAACGUGAUUUCAGCAGUAGAAAUAUGGUUAAUCAAGAUAAUAAACCCGGAAAUACUGUUUUAGACAGUUUUUCAAAAUUGACGAACUCUCAUGAGAGCGUCAGAAUUAAAAGUGCGACAGAUCUCCUGAAGCAUUUGACGGAAAACGGGGAAGACGCAAAGGAUGGCAGGGAGAUAAAUUAUGCAUUAAAACGUCUCAUUAGAGGUUUAGGAGCCUCAACCUCGACUGCUCGUAUAGGCUACUUUACAACGUUAACUGUUUGGUUAAAUUUAUUGGACAAUGUAGACAUUCAGACCAUUUUGCAAUUUGUGGAAUCUGAACUGCACAAGUCCGGUAAAAAUAGCGAUUCGGAGAACGCGGAUAUUUGUAUCGGCCAGAUUCUAACAUGCGGGGCUUUGAUCAGGUCUAAUUUGUGGUAUAAUUUCAACAAUGACAACAGAAGAAAGGUUAUUGAUACUUUUGUUGGUGUUAGCAAAGAAAGGAGCUAUCUAGGCAUCGUCGGUUUCUCCUUUUUGGUUCAGUUGCUUGAUCAGUUGAAUGAAAAUGAAGUUGAGAAAACCAUUAUGCCACUAGUUAAAUCAGAGAUUGAGAAACCAUGGUCAGAACAGACCACAGAUACUCUAUAUCUUCUUUUAAAGUUGCAAGAGAAAUGUCCUAGGCUUGGAAAUAAAAAAAUGUUCAGAAAUACUUUGGGAAGUCCGGAAUUUGUUUGCGAAGAAAGUAUAGAACCUUUAUGUAAUAUAUUAAUGAAAAUUCCUAGAGUAACAUCUAUAGAGCAUCCUAUUUAUAAUGAAAUUGUUAAAAAAGUCCCACCUAAUAAGAUUCAAAUCUUCUUUGAGGAACUGGACAAGCAUCUGAAAACUCCAAAUAGGAAUAAGCUUUUAAUUUUUAUUAAAAUCCUUUCCAACAUGUGCACCUACAUUUCAAGUCAAGAUGUGGAACAUUUCAAGCAAAUUCCUGAAAUAUUUACACAAAACUUUAUAAAACAAAUGUUAGCAUAUUUCAAAUUGCUAUCUGGUCCAAAGAGAGACAAACAAUUUUGCGAUUCAGUUCACAGAUUGUUUGAGGUCCUUCUUAAUACCUUGAAGGUGGAUAAAGUGGAGGCUAAAACGAAAAUUGCUGUGUUAAAAAAGUUUCUUUUUAAACCAGGCACAUUUAUUUUUGAGAAACGUACCAAGAGCAAAAUUGUGCAGCAAAUAACAGCAACUUUAGAUCAAGAGGGAGUGAAAAGUCUAGCAUUAAUGUAUCGGGCAGUUAUAGAAGGCAAAGAAAGACUAGAUAGUGAUGAACUCUGGCUUAAUAUGGAUAGGCUGUAUAGUGCUCACUUAUUUAUAAAACUUCUAAAUCAUCAUAGCAUGAAAAUUGAGAAUGAUUGGAAGGUUGAACAACUUAGUUUUCUUAUGACAGUUUCUUUAUUUAGGGACAUUAACGGCAUUAGUAUUGGACGGGAGCUUGCCGAUUCAUUGAAGAAUGCAUUCUUUGGGGCAUUGGACUUAAAACUGCCCAAAUUAGAAGAUUUGCAAGACAUUUUAUUUCAUUUAAAUGAAAAUUUGAAUUCAAAACUCAAUCCAGAAAAUUUAUCAACUGAUCUGCGGUCACCCAUAACUCUUCAACACUUUGAACUCUGGCAGAAAACACUAGCAAUUAUUCAUAAGUUGGAAAAAAAGAAGAAGAAGGGACUGAAGUCUGUGUUCCUAACAUUAUUUUUGCACAUGAACUUGCAGCUAUUCAAUGAUGUUGAACUUGCCACUGACUCUCUAAAUGAACUCCACAGCUGUUACAAACGUCUCAAGGCAGAUAAGCUAAACAAAACCACUGAAGAGGACGGACAGGAUCCUUUGUGGAUAGAGGUGGUUGUGGAUUUGUUCUUGAAUCUGCUUUCUCACAAUUCGCACCUAUUGAGAAACUUAAUUAAAUGUGUUUUUCCUCAUUUGUGUGAAUAUAUGACGUCGACCACAAUUCACCAGGUUGUGUCAGUUUUGGACCCCAAAAAUGAAGAUCCCCUCUCAAAGAAUUACAAUGACUCGGACUCCGAAGAUGAGGAUGGAGAUACAGACCACAGUGGGAUAGAGUCUGAUGGAGGAGAAGAAGAAGAGGCAGAAGACGAUAUUGCAGAAGUAACAUCAAAUGAAAAAUUAAGAAUGGCUUUGCAUCAGGCUUUGUCUGAAGGCAAGCAAUCUGAUGAUGAAAGUGUGGAUUUAGAUGAAAUUACUGAUGAACAAGGAGAAAAACUUGACCAGGCUUUAGCAAAUGUGUUUAAACAGUUCAAACCCAACCAUGGGCGAAGGAAGAAGCAGACCAAAGAUGAAGAAUCUUUGACCCAUUUUAGGGUCAGAGUUUUAGAUUUGGUGGAGAUAUAUCUAGAAUCUAACCCUCCUAUGCUCCUAACUUUGCAAAUCAUGCUCCCACUAUUGCAAGCAGUGGAGUUUAGUAUUCGGAACAAUCACCAGACACCAUUAAAGGAUAGACUAAAUGCUGUUUUGAAGAAACUAGUUGGAUUAAAGAAGUUUUCUAACACAGAAGGAGUUACAGGCCAGAUUUUGUUGGAUCUGUUGAAAAGUUUGUUAGAAAAAGGCACUAAGAAUGUCAUCAUUAUACAAGAUAUGGGUGAGCAAAUAUCAGAUUGCUGUGUGUUUGUAGUUAAGUGUGCUGAAGUGUUAAGAAACACAGAAGGAGUGCCAAAAAAAGUAAAGAAACUCAUAAAAAGAGAUAUUUUGGAGGUACUAAGUGGGGAGUUGCACAAUUUUUUUACAAGACGAGAUUGUUUGACUCCCUAUGUGUUAUUUAAGUCUUUGUUACAGCUGUGUUGGGUGGGAAAUGUGGGGUUGGUAUCAAUUUUAUUUCAAUUUUUGUUUAGCGAAGAGGUUAAGCAGUUUAAGAAAACCCAGGCCGCAGAAUUAAUUAAGAUUUUUUAUAGCAACAAUCGCUUUUUGAAAGAAAAUGCGGAAAAAAUUCAGAAUCAGUUAUGUGAAGAUCAUAAUACAUUUUCUCAGAAAAUAACAGAAUACUUUAGAGAUUUAUGUGAUAAUUCUGAAAAAAAACAAGUUAAAGAACGCUUCAUUUAUAAUUUAUUUCAUUUAAUGAAUGCUAUGAAACAGUGCCCACUAAACAUAGGCAUUGAAUGGGACAGUAUAGCACAAGUAAUUCGCGAGUAUAGGAGCUACAAAACAUUUUCUAAGGAUGCGAAGUCCGCAUUUAACAAAUUAUGUUCGAGUUUGCAUGUCUCAAAGGUUGUCAAAAUGAAAAACAAACCCAUCACAGUGCCAGAGAUGGAUAUUAGUAAAGAAAACGAAAUUAUGAAAAUUGAAAAGAAAAAACAGAAGAAAGCAAACAAAGAGAAAUUGAAGUUGAAAAAGGAAGCCAAGAUGUUUAGGUUGGAAAGUUUGUCACAUGGAUUGACAAGUUCCGUAAACUUCAGUGAAGCACAAGAAGUGGAUAGAGAUUCUGACAGUGAGCAUCAGUUAGAAUUGAAAAAGAAAAAGAGAAAAAACAAAAUUGUAAAAGAAGAUAAUAGUAUUCUAAUAAAAAUGACAAAUGGUGCGGGUUCGGAUAUAGAAACUAUUCCAAAUAAGAAACAAAAAGUCAGACAUUAGUUUAUUUAUAAAUCGUUUUUUAAAUAAAUACAUUAUAAGUAGAACUGUUAGAUAACUGCUAAUUUUGCGAACCCCAGAGAGCUAUGUAAACAUUAACCUACCAUUCGUCACUCCGAUGUCCAUUCGGGAUUCCUUCGUUUCUGUGGUUUUGAUAAAUGCAGAUAAUAUGGAGGCGCUAAAUAAGUGCAGUUACUCGCGCCUAAUUAAUUUUAUGUCGUCAUAUCAAUUUUUUUUCCCUUAAUAUUAACACAACCCAAAAAGAAAACGUCGGUAUACAAGAGAAAGUGACCAAGUCCAAAAUUCACGAUUUUUGGGUUAUAAUGCUCAUGUACCUGAAAUUCAAUAUUAUUUUUAAUGAAAAAAUGAACAAGUCCAAAAAUGCCAUAAUAAUGCUUAUAACUUCAAAUUCCAUAAUGACCAAGUCCAUUGUGUAAAAACAUAUACAGGAGAAAAUGACUAAGUGGACUUGGUCAUCUUUUCCUGUUAAUAUUUUUAUCUCUCUAGGACGUGACUCUUGAGUAAUGCUCGAGUGUUGUCAAAUUCAUUGACGUUUUCAGUUUAAAUAGUUUAUGAUAAUAUUACUUAAAGUAAAAUACAAUUGUGUUGUAGGUUUUUAGACA
Cylas formicarius (sweet potato weevil) is the source of this 4374-nucleotide messenger RNA. RefSeq lists its product as uncharacterized. Gene Ontology annotation, biological process: regulation of DNA-templated transcription. The record is from RefSeq and is a predicted model, not a curated record. The transcript is spliced from 5 exons. Gene Ontology annotation, molecular function: transcription corepressor activity; sequence-specific DNA binding; transcription factor binding. Gene Ontology annotation, cellular component: nucleolus. NCBI's taxonomy places the organism in Eukaryota, Metazoa, Arthropoda, Insecta, Coleoptera, Brentidae. Bases 185 to 3754 code for a protein of 1189 amino acids.